GUAGUAUUUCAUAAAACCACUAGAUGGCGGUAGUGAGUUACAGUCUCGGCAGGAGGAAACAGUCGUUUGUUUACACUUGUUGCAAUGGCGACCCUCACUGAGCUAAAGUGUGGUAAGUGCUCUUAAAAAUCGUUAAUCUGCCUUGUUUGUUCAGUUUUAAAUUGAACUAGAUUAGAUUCCCGACAGGUUUCUGUUUCACAAGACCAAUUCGUGAUAUUGUUUUGCUGAGGUAGCGUUAGCUUUCACAGCAACGACAACAAAUCCUUGUGCGUAUAGAUCUCCGUUCAAAAAUCUUAGUAUUUAGCUAACAUGUGGUGUCAGAAACGUGACAUGAUGAAAGUUACAAAACACCUUCUGUAAUAUUGAAUUAUAUCAUGUAGUGUUCAGUUCGGCGUGUAUAAGUAUCAUAUAAGUAAAGCGAAAAAGGAGGUUUACUUAGAUUUAUUCCUGCUCCCGCCACGAACAAGGAAAAACAGCAACAUCAGUAUGCUAGGAAAUGAGUUAGCUCGUUAUGGUUUACUUUAAUCUGUAAUCACUGUGGGAUUCUGCUGCGAGACUGAGUCGUGUUGUAGUCCGCAUUUGACUGUAAGAAAGGCAACAGAAGGAUCUGAAAGCAACCGUGGUUAAAAAUAACUUAGUAGCUUACUUUUGUCUUAUGCAUCUAAAUACUGUAGCCGUGAGGGAAACCUUGGAGUCCCGGGGUGUACUGGGACAGCUGAAGGCUCGUAUCCGGGCAGAGGUGUUCAGUGCCCUGGAUGACCAGCGUGAACCCCGUCCGCCACUGUCCCACGAGAAUCUGCUUAUUAACGAGCUCAUCCGGGAGUACCUGGAGUUCAACAAGUACGGAUACACAGCAUCAGUGCUGACAGCAGGUGGGUGAACAUUGUUUGGUACAAAAGCUCUUUUCUACUCACCAAGACCUUUACCACUGAUUCAUUUAAGCUCUAAUAUUUUAUUGCUGCCUAUGUGGUACAAUGGGCUACUACCUCCUACUUCUCCAAACCAUCUAAUGAAGUUCAUGGAUAUCAACAAGUGCAGGAAUCUUAAAUGACCUUGUAAUACUGAAAAUGUGUGAUCUGUGUUUUCAGAGUCAGGACAACCUGAAGUUCCUUUGGACAGAGAGUUCCUUGCAAAUGAGCUGAAAGUCACAGAGGAUGCAAGCUCCAAAUGUGUGUAAGUGCCGUGCAAUAUUUUAUCAAACAAAAUGUUCAAGUAUUUACAGAACUGUGAGGGUGGAAAAUAAAACCACAAUGCCGUAAAAGUCAGGAAAAGACACAAAAUAUAAUGGUUUGAAAAUCAUCUAGAGUCGACAUUUUUAUGAAGAGUGUGCACAGAGAACAGCAAACUAAAAAGUUGUAUUGUUUUAUGACACUUUGCAAAGAGGAAACCAAAUUUAAAUAUGAUCCCGAAUCUGUGCCCGUUCAAGAUGGACAGAGGCAAACUUUGCUGUGGUUAUGACUAAUUGAAAUUGACAUCCUUUCCCCCAAACUGAAAGGGAGGAGCGAUCUGAUCAGAUGAUGCCUUUUUCAGGUUAGAUCUUGCUUGAUACAGCAAGUAGAUGCCAAACUAUAUCAAGGGUGACAUUUUCAAACCCCGGGAAGCUGGUCGUCUUUGUUCUCAAAGGUUUGGAGAAGGUUGUGAAAAGACAAAGUGAUGCAAUGGUAGGCGUGCGCUUUAUUAGAAACAUGUUGCAAAGCAUGAAUUUAAAAAGAGCAACGAGUUCAGGUCAGAUCUGAUGUCCUUUUUUUUUUUUUUUCAAGUUUUAUUUUUGGGCCUUACUUGUCCUCAUCCACAGAGGUCAUGACAGGGGACAGAGCAGGAUAUAGGGAGAGGGAGAGCGAGGAAUGAUGUGCACAAAGAGGGAUGGAUCCAAAUCCCUAACUGUUAAGCUAUAGCCCCUUGUCUUUGCACUAUUUUCAAUUAAACACUGACUUUAAAAUAGUUGGCAAACAUCAAAUUGUAUUUUAAUCUGAAUUUUAAGAAACUCUGACGCAACUGAGGUUGUAUUUUUGUUGUGAAACACCACUUCCAUCAUUAAACAUCUUAACAUUUACUUUUUACUGGUGAACAACAUUAAUGAAAUCUGUGUCAUAGUUAAACUGUAACAAGCUUUGUUUGAUCGUUGUCUAUUACCUUUUCAGUCAACCCACAUUUCCCUCAGUUGUUUAAAAAAAAGACUGAAAGAGAAUUAAAAAAGUGUCGCUAAAAGACCAAACUGUUUUUUUUCAGACCUCUCCUCUACAGCAUGGUGUCCCAUUUUAUGAACAGCAGUGAUGACAGUGGGAAAGCGUUUCUACGAGGAGCUUCUCUGCCGGCUUCUACUCUCACAAGCAACAAAGUGCCAUGACUUGACGCCUGAGAUUUGAUGCACUGACCCAUGGAUUAAAGAGACACUUUUACGACCUUAUUUUUUAGUGAAAUUGUUGCAGAUUCUUGUUGGUUUUUCUAGACUCACCUACUCAGAGCAUAAGAAUUUUAAUUGCUUCAGACUGUAUGUUGACAACGACCCCCAGCAACGUAUUUGCUGCUUGUUCUUGGUGUGAUGACUGAAUUCAACAGCUGGUUUUGUAUCAGUCAUCAGUGAGUAGAGCGCUCUGCUUGAGGUUAUCCUUGUUAUCAGUUCUCUCCAACAGAAGUUAAGGUUUUAUUCCAUGAUGUGUUCCUUUUAGUUUUUACAAAUGUUUAAAAGUUUUUUUUAUUCUGUUGAAUUUUUUUAAGUAAAUGUUUUCUAUUGGUACAAAA
Molecule: messenger RNA, 2742 nt
Organism: Xyrichtys novacula (pearly razorfish)
Lineage: Eukaryota; Metazoa; Chordata; Actinopteri; Labriformes; Labridae
Source: the annotation of a GenBank genome assembly